UUACUGUUCACGCGUGUUUGGUGUUUUCAAAUUAAUAAAAUUAUUGUAAUUCCCGCGAAUUGUUUUCACGUUUUAACCGUUCUCUCAAAUGUAGAAAUUGAAUAAAGGAGAAACAUGAAUAUGAUGAAAAUGUGCAGUUUCUGUCAUCUCCCGGCUGAUUUGGUGUGUAGCCGUUGUCUUGAGGUGUACUGUUCCUUCGUGUGCCAGAUCCGGGACUGGUCCGAGCACAGGAGAACCUGCGUCGACAUUCCGAAGUUAUAUCCAGCUGACAGUUAUCUGGAAGUAUUGGCCGGUGGCGUAAUGCUACCUCCAAGAAAUUCAGUCACAACCGAGCGAACAUCGCGGAAACUACUGGCAAACAAUGGACGUUCAUUGACACCUUUGCGUAGGCCGCACUUCCACAUGGGACCCGUCGGAGCGUCGGUAAAUCGCGAUGUAAAAGGCUUGCCUUCGGAACCGACUGAGAAGGCUCGCAACAUCACCGUAACGAUGGAAAGCGAACAGCGGAUGGUGAAAAUAAAAGCCAAAGAUAGUUAUCAGAAAAACGCGAUUGAGGACCUAAGACCGGCGGAGUGCGCAGCGAAUACACCUCAAAUGUCGGCAAAGUUGAAACUGGAAAUGCUCAAACAACACAAGAAGGUGGAUAAGGCAGACCGUGUCGUUGAGUCGACUAACAAGCAGUGUAAAACGUGGAUGUUGCAUUUCCCGCUGGAAAAGUCAGAAGGGGAGAUGUUCGGAGUUGUCGUCCAGUGCGUUCCGGCGGAUCAACCGAAGCGAUGUUGGGUAAUUUUGGCAGACCACGAGACUCAGUGCGACAAACUGCUGCGUGACAUCAAUGGUCAGGUUAAUCCGGAAGGCAAAUCGAUUAGGUACGAUGAUAUACUGGUGGAUGAUAUCUAUACGGCUCCGUAUGAGGGUUUCUACUACCGGGUGGUGAUUUUGGAAAAGAUUGACUCGGUUAAGUCUCUGGUCAAAAUUCGACUGAUCGACUACGGAAACGAAUUGAUUCUGCCGACUGCCGAUCUACGUGCUCCGCUUCCGCUGAUGAAGAAUCUUCGUGCGUUUGCAUUUCUUAUCGAGAUUCAGAAUCUGAAUCGACCUCUUGAGCUAACCGAAGUAAUUCGGAUUAUUAUCAUUCGGUCGGAGAGCGAUCGGAAGAUUGUAGAUAUGGAUCAGACGCGUUUGAGUUUGUUACAUUGGCUUGGGAACACGACAGUCGGAGAGGGUAGAAUCGUGGCCACUUUUUCUUCUCGGAAAGCGCUAGUUUUGCUUGCAUCUGAACCGACGAUGCCAAUCAUAAAAAAUUUGCACACACAGUUACCGAAAGUAGCUACCAUGUUUCCGUUGGCAGAUAAUUCAAAAGUGGGAGAUCUCGUCUGUGUGGAACUAUCCGAAGUCGGUUGGUCGCGAGCGAUGAUCAUCGAGCAACACGAAGGUUACCGGUUGGUUUUCACCAUCGACAAUGGAACGAUGGAGUUGGUAAGGGCGCAGGAUGUUCGCAGGCUGCCGGAAAAGUACAAGCACAAGCCUUGGCUCGUGUUGAAGAUGGAUGUAGGCAAGGUGGUUACGAAUGAGCUGGACUUUAAACGGAUGUGCUAUAUGCCAAGCUUUGAGUUCACAUUUGAGCGGUUGUCAUACAAAAAGGCGCUACAAAAGAUGAAGUGUACCAUGAAGGAUUCUGAAGGGAAACGUAUACUUGCGGAAGUAGACUUUAUGGACUUUGAAUGCGAUCUGAAGAAAGCUGGAUUAAACUUUUGGCCUCAUAUUCCACAGGACAAAAGCAUUGUAAGAAUUUCAUUCACUUUCGAUGUAAGCACCAUAGUCGUCUGUCCCAGAGAUAUUAUCAAUAUCUAUACUGGGCUACUGCAGACGGUGUUGCCGACCUUAAAACGCUUGACCACGGCUCCGAAUGUGAAGGACGUAAUCGUUGCUGUGGAUGAUCUCAUGAUACCGUACCGAGCAUUAGUCCUUUCCAAUGUAUCUACGACGGAAGUGGAACUCUUGGACCUCGACAGUGGAAACAUCACGAAGACUGUUUUGCAAAAGCUGUUCGAAUCCAAUGGGUUCGUGAAUAACCUGCCCGUUUACACCGUAAAAGUGCAUAUUCUAGAUAUGAACGUGUCCGCAAUCAAAGAUCAGGCUUGCGUUCUUGAUCAAUUGGAUGCCUUCAGAUCCGAGCAGCGUGAGUUCAGGAUGCAGUUCGAAGGCGGAUCGUACAUUUACGGAGUGAAGUUGCUCGAUGUGAACACGAAUCGUUCGCUGGCUACGAUUCUUUCGGAGCACCAUGACAAAAAGGUUCGCGAGGUUGAACAAGCAGUCACACACAAACGGGAGCACGAAACAGAACAGGUAGUUGCCGAAGGACACGAACAGGACCGGAAGACUCAUGAAGAUCGUCAAAUGACCGAAGUAUCUGUUGCACUGGCGGUUUUCACUAUCAACGACCUGAAACUGGUCGCGCUGCCUGUGGGAAAAAGUGGCGUCAAGUUGACCAUCCUGGAUGAUGGUGCUCUUGCUCAGGGCUUACUCACCGUCUGCGAGUUGACGGAAGAGAACAUAAAACGAUACACCACCCUGAUCGAUGAGGUCAACAGAGUGGCUGCCACAUGUGGGGGUGACGGAUACUGUCCGAAAUUGGACGAGUUGUGCAUUGCCGUGUUCGAUGACGACAAGAUGUGGUACCGAGCGGUAUGCUUGCAGACCCAACCAGCAAAGCACGCAUUCGUGGUGCAAUUGAUCGAUUAUGGCAACAUGACAUUGGUCAAGCGCGAAUCGAUCCGUAGUCUGCCGGAGGAGCUAGCUUUUCCCUGUGCGGCACAUACUUGCACCAUCAAAGAUACCAAGAAUGUUGUUGAAACGCUGACCAGACAACAGGCGACGUUGGGCUAUGUGGUGGCACAUGAGAUCCAGUUCGAGAGGGAUACAUACUCUUUGUCGUUCUAGAAGAUAAUGUUAUUUGAAUUUGUUAUUAUUGUUUUCCUUGCGUUAAAGGAACACUGUUUAUUUUUUUUUAUUGAUUUUUUUGUUAUAAAGAUUUAAAGUUAAUUUUCAUUUAAUGCAAUCCGUCGACGGAGAAAAUGUUAAAUUUCUCAGUCGAUAUGGAGCUCCCGAGCUAUGUUGAUCAUUGAUAUUGUUUGGAAAUAGAUCCAACUGA
Ochlerotatus camptorhynchus is the source of this 3154-nucleotide messenger RNA. RefSeq lists its product as uncharacterized. NCBI's taxonomy places the organism in Eukaryota, Metazoa, Arthropoda, Insecta, Diptera, Culicidae. Bases 115 to 2943 code for a protein of 942 amino acids. The record is from RefSeq and is a predicted model, not a curated record. The transcript is spliced from 5 exons.